ACUUCAUACACAAAUAUUCUCUUUUAUUAAUAUAUAAAAUGAUAUAUGAACAGCUUGAAUUAUGCAUAACUAAUGAAACAUACCACUUUACACCAUUAAUAGAACCAGCCAAAAAAGAAUCGUCGACUAUGAUACAUCAACUAGAAACACUAACAGUGUAUAGGAAUUCUGGUGAAAUACAACUUAAUGCUCCACAAAUACAAAACGCAAAGAUAGAGAAAGAAAUGAUAGUUUAUGGUAUAUUGGGAUUCAUAAGACUUCAAGCAGGGGAAUAUAUGAUUGUAAUAACGAAUUGUCAUAGAAUUGGUACACUUAUGCAUGGAGCAGAUAUAUUACGUGCAACAGCUUUCCAAACUUUGCCUCUUUCACGACAAGAUAAUUAUGGACUCACAAAUGAGCAAUUAGAUGAUGAGCAAAGAUACAUUCAAUUAAUAGAAAAUCAUUUGAAGCAAAAUAAUUUUUAUUUUUCUUAUAAAUAUCCUAUUACUUUACCUAUUCAAAAGCAACUGGAAAUGGAUAAUAGUUGGAGACAUGCAGAUACAAGAUUUUAUUGGAAUAGAUAUUUAAAUGAGAAAUUAAUAGCUGCAACUGUUAAUUCAAAGAUACAAAGAGAUUUUAGUUCUUUUAUAUUACCUGUCAUACAAGGAUUUGUAUCAAUUAUUCCUACUGUUAUCAAUAAUAGAGCAGUAACUUUUGCUUUAAUAAGUCGACGUAGUCAAGAGCGUGCUGGUACACGUUAUUUUAGUCGUGGGUUAGAUGAAUUUGGUUUUGCUUCUAAUUUUGUAGAAACAGAGCAACUUUUAUUCUGUGAUCCUUCAAAAUCACUUGUGCAAACUAAUUCUAUUUGUGCUUCUUUUAUUCAAACUCGUGGCAGUAUACCAGCGAUAUGGGGUCAAAUACCCAAUACACGCUAUACACCAAAAUUAUGGAUGAAUGCAGAUCUAAAUGAUGAUAAGGUUUUGAACACUUCUAGGUUACAUUUUGAUCAACAAAUUAAGCAUUAUGGGCCACAAAUACUUGUUAAUCUUGUUAAUUCAAAGGGGUAUGAACUUCCUAUAGGCCAACUAUUUGCUACUAUAGUACAGAAACUUGCUAAUCCAAAUUUAAAAUAUAUUCAUUUUGAUUUUCAUCGAGAAUGUUGUAAAAUGAGAUGGAAUCGAGUUCAAUUACUAGUUGAUCAGUUGGAACCCGAUUUAAGGGAACAAGGAUAUUGUCUUUAUAAUUCAAUGUCUGAACCCAAAUUGAAAAGAAGACAAAUAUCAGUAGUACGUACAAAUUGCAUGGAUUGUUUAGAUAGAACAAAUGUAGUUCAAAGCACAUUGGGUAGAUGGGUCCUAAAUAGACAGUUACGUGAAAUGGGUAUUUUACAAUCAACAGAAGUUAUUGAAAAUGAUGAGCAGUUUAUGCAAAUAUUCAAAAUUGUUUGGGCUGAUAAUGCUGAUGCCUUAAGUGUCCCAUAUUCUGGUACAGGCGCUUUAAAAACUGAUUUUACAAGGACUGGUAAACGUACCCGGCUUGGGCUUCUACAUGAUUUUAAUAAUUCAGUUAUGCGAUACAUAAAGAAUAAUUAUUUAGAUGGAUCAAGACAAGACGGUAUAGACUUAAUACUUGGAAAAUAUAAAGUCAUGACAUCAUCACAUAUAACAAGUCCUUUCAAAUCAAAUGGUUCAUUUUGGAUUAUCAAAUUAAUUCCAUUCUAUUGUUUAGCAUCACUUGCAUUAUUCUUUGCAUUAUUAUUUUCACCGAAUCAAUAUCUUUUUUACUUUUUUGGUGACUCAUCAUUAGCUUAUAUAUCAAUGCUUUCAUUCUCCUUCACCGUCUUUCUUACUUGUUGGCUAUUUAUUCAACAAAAUGGGACUAAAUUUGUAGACUGGCCAAAGCUUUUACCUGAAGCAUAUAAUAAGAUGUUUAACAGCAAUGAGCUUUUAUUUAGUAAUCAUUAUAAUCAAAGCAGUAAUAUAGUAGGAACUAUUCAGAGCAAAACAAAUGAUUUAGUUCACAAGUGGACUACAAGAAGAAAUAGUACAGCUAUUUUGAAUCAAGUAGAGCAAGGAUAUGAAUUAAUGCCCCCUUUAAAAAAGACAACGUAACACAAUAAAUUUGCAUGAUUUUAUA
This is a messenger RNA of Cokeromyces recurvatus, 2115 nucleotides long. RefSeq names its product SacI homology domain-containing protein. Gene Ontology annotation, biological process: phosphatidylinositol dephosphorylation. Gene Ontology annotation, molecular function: phosphatidylinositol-4-phosphate phosphatase activity. The coding region runs from base 39 to 2090 and encodes 683 amino acids. The transcript is spliced from 8 exons. Gene Ontology annotation, cellular component: endoplasmic reticulum. Lineage: Eukaryota; Fungi; Mucoromycota; Mucoromycetes; Mucorales; Mucoraceae. The record is from RefSeq and is a predicted model, not a curated record.